Molecule: messenger RNA, 384 nt
Organism: Fraxinus pennsylvanica
Lineage: Eukaryota; Viridiplantae; Streptophyta; Magnoliopsida; Lamiales; Oleaceae
Source: the annotation of a GenBank genome assembly
AUGUCUCCAUCCCCUUUGCCAAUACUAGCGUUUUACGGCAUUUUCAUUGUGCUAUUGUCUAUUGAAACUUAUAUCGAAUUCAAGCUAUUGUCUUUUGAAUCUUAUUUAGCCUUCAAGAAAAAAGUUGAAAAAAUCAAGAUGGGAUUGAGGCUGUUUCUCUUCCUUUUACCACUGGUGGGGUUUUUGAUAGUCAAUGUCAUGCUAAUGCCAAAGAUGAGGUGGCUUCUUAUUAGAGUUCUGCAGCCCACUUAUCGACCGUUACGGCGUGAUCCGAGUUCUUCAUGGGAUCUGAUGCCUGCAUACCUAGUACGCCGUGAUCAUUGGAGUUCUCCAUGUGUUCCAACACCUGCAUACCCCGUUCGCUGUUAUCGGUGCCGAUUUUAA